ACAACAUGUGAUGGCGUCUCCACCAUCUGUAACCUCAUGAUGACGAUAAAACUCCAACCACUUGCCAGUCCUGACCAAGAAAGGCCGUCCUUCUGACUUUCGGUGUUCCAUGAUGUCAGAAUGUCGGAGCAACCUGGACGAUGCAUUUUAACAUGCAAGCUUUUAAACAACACACUGACAUCUGUUUCUGGGGUUCGAGUGACAAGAGGAGCAAAGGAAACGGAUCACGUAAGACAUUAAACAUAUUUCACAAAUAUGCAUUUACCAUCGACCCGGUGUUCGCUUUUGAAUGCCGUGUUUCAGAGUCGUAUGAUGUCAGCUCAGCAACGCGUCUACGACCGCAACUGGGCCCGAGGAAAGGUUACCUCUUGUACAUACGUCAUCGUGUCAUAGUGCGGUUGCAUCGCAACAGAGAGCAGCACAGAACAUGACUAACUACACCGACCUUUCGUGGUUUCAUUUGUGUCGUUUCCUGGAUUUCUUGAUUGUGCAAGGUGGUGUAAUAUGCAUGAUGAUGCUUUUCAUGUCCACGUUGCGCGUGCCUCACCAAAGCGCACCUCUUCCAACUGUGCCAGAGUGGAGGAAGUCCAAUGUGCUCGUCCACGUCACGGAGUGCUCACACCACUCAAACAAACGGAACUAUACGGAUAGCCUGGUGUGAGUGUGCCCUGAAAGUCUCUCGUGGCAGACCCUACAGACCACACAAUGUGGAGAGCCAGGUCAUUUUAUACCCAGGAAGUCAAACUGUUUCGACUUCACGCACAGCUGAGCAGCUUUCACACUAAGGAACGGGGCUCCGUAUCCUGUUCUCACUGGAUGAGCUAGACAGCUUGCGGCUAGCUGUCACUCAAAGCAUCCACGCGUGUUAUUAUUCAUAACCUUAAGCUUCAAUAUCACUUCAAAUAGUGAAUAAUGUAAAGUUCAUCCGUGCGUACGGUUUCAUCCAUGGGAAAAUUAGCAAGAGAGACCGUGACGGGGUUUUUUUCGUACCAGGCUGUGAACAUGUUAUUUCUGCUCGUGUGGCCGUUCAAGGAACUGCAGCUUGUUGGCAUUUCGGCAUCUUCUUCACUUUUCAGCUCUGGAGGAUGCCGACUGGUGUUCAUUAAUGAUCUCUCUAGGGGUAUUUUGUUAACAUGAGACCGGCUAUUUCCCCUAUUUCCAGCUAAGCUAACAGGCCGCUGGCUGUUGGUCCAGAGUUACUGUACAGACUUCAGAGCUGCAUCGAUCUAACCAUCAAACUCCCAGAAGAAAGCAACAGCAGAGCUGUGUGAAGGUGGCACAGAUCGACAACCGCCCCCACCCAAAAAUGUGGAAGUUCCAGAAAAGUUUGGGCUGUUUGUUCCUCCUGUGUUGCGUCCGCCCGACUGAGUGUCGGGUGCUGAAGUUUGUCGUGGCUGUGUUCCGACACGGUGAUCGAUCUCCGAUUGAGUCGUAUCCCAGAGAUCCUCAUGGGGAGGAGGUGUGGGCUCAGGGCUUUGGACAGCUGACCGAGCUGGGCAUGAAACAACAGUUUGAGCUGGGCCGAUUCCUGAGGAGGCGUUACGGGAACUUUCUCAGCGAGGACUACAACAACAGAGAGUUGUACGUCCGGAGCACUGACUACGACCGCACUCUCAUGAGCGCCCAGGCCUGCCUUGCCGGGAUGUUCCCUCCAACCAGACGCCCAGCUCCCAUCAUGCCCCAGUUACCGUGGCGGCCUAUUCCCGUGCACACCAUCCCCAGGGCCCAGGACAAGCUGUUGAGGUCUCCGGGCAAAGACUGUCCGAGGUUCAGAGCACUGAUGACGGAGACCUUCGAGAGUCAGCCCUACCAGAGGUUCCUCAGGGCUCACCAGAACUUUGUGGAGGGGCUUUCCAACCACACUGGCUACCCCGUCGCCAAAUUGGUUGGCAAAAAAAUAUGGAGGGUCUACGACACUCUCACAUGCCAGAGGAUCCACAACCUGACUCUCCCACGCUGGGCCACCCAAGAUGUAGUGGACACCCUGAAGAGAGUCGCAUCGUUUGAGGUCAUGUACAGCAUCCACAGUCACAAGCGGAAAGAGAAGGCCCGGCUGUCGGGAGGGGUCCUACUAAAUGCCAUUCUCAGGAAUUUCUCCAGGGCUGCAGAGCAAGGGAGCCCUCUCAAAUUCAUUAUGUACUCAGCUCAUGACUCGACACUCAUCACCCUCCAGGCGGCUCUGGACGUGUACAACGGCCUACUUCCUCCUUAUGCCGCCUGUCAGCUCUUCGAGUUCUACCAGGAGUAUGAUGGUUCCUAUUCUCUGGAGCUGUAUUACCGCAAUGACUCCUGGCGCGACCCCUACCCAAACCCUGUGCCAGGAUGCAACGGGUUAAACCCAUGCCCUCUGCCCAUGUUCAUUGAGCUGGUGAAGGACGUCAUAGCAGAUGACUGGGAGGCUGAUUGCGGGUUCAAGACCAAAUUGUCGAGGACAGGUGUCGUAACUGCUCUUGCAGUGACCGUGGGCCUCCUGGCAGUGGCGCUGUUGUUCAGCAUAGGAGUGGCUAUACACAGGAGGAGAGCACACUACUCCAGGGAGGUGUAGCACAGACAACUGUCACUCAUGUGAAAAAAAAAAACAGAAAGGUGCCUCUGAGCUGUGAAAACAGCUCUAAGAUUAACAAUAAUAAUAUGCAAUGUAUUUUAUUAUUUAGAUUCUGAUUUUGUGUGAAUGAGGUCUGUGAGCUGGACAACAUGCACAUGAGAGGUUAAAUAAAAGCAAAAUAGAUAUUUA
This is a messenger RNA of Acanthopagrus latus (yellowfin seabream), 2734 nucleotides long. Its product is annotated as testicular acid phosphatase homolog. Lineage: Eukaryota; Metazoa; Chordata; Actinopteri; Spariformes; Sparidae. Gene Ontology annotation, biological process: peptidyl-tyrosine dephosphorylation involved in inactivation of protein kinase activity; lysosome organization; negative regulation of ERBB4 signaling pathway. The transcript is spliced from 13 exons. The record is from RefSeq and is a predicted model, not a curated record. Gene Ontology annotation, molecular function: acid phosphatase activity; receptor tyrosine kinase binding; protein tyrosine phosphatase activity. Bases 1307 to 2545 code for a protein of 412 amino acids. Gene Ontology annotation, cellular component: postsynaptic membrane; lysosome.